Messenger RNA from Punctularia strigosozonata HHB-11173 SS5, 213 nucleotides. RefSeq lists its product as uncharacterized. The record is from RefSeq and is a predicted model, not a curated record. NCBI's taxonomy places the organism in Eukaryota, Fungi, Basidiomycota, Agaricomycetes, Corticiales, Punctulariaceae. The annotation marks the transcript as partial. The transcript has a single exon. Gene Ontology annotation, molecular function: metallopeptidase activity.
GUCGCCAACGAGAACAGCAGCAGCCGGAUACUGAACUGCGCCGACCCGUGCGGCGUCUGCACGGGCGGUGUCAUUGCCUACGCGGUCACCUCCACGACCAACAUCUACUAUUGUUCGAUCUUCUACGACGAGGUGAUCACUUACAGACUCUGCAGCGGCAUCUCUGUUGCCUCGCGCAACAUUCGGGAUGGAACUACCCUUCACGAGCUUAGU